Suncus etruscus (white-toothed pygmy shrew) is the source of this 9378-nucleotide messenger RNA. It is a transcript of the gene MICAL3, whose product is annotated as microtubule associated monooxygenase, calponin and LIM domain containing 3. Gene Ontology annotation, molecular function: protein binding; FAD binding. The transcript has 35 exons. The record is from RefSeq and is a predicted model, not a curated record. NCBI's taxonomy places the organism in Eukaryota, Metazoa, Chordata, Mammalia, Eulipotyphla, Soricidae. Bases 195 to 6371 code for a protein of 2058 amino acids.
GGAGCGUGGGUUGGGUCGGGACUGCGGGGCUGCGGGGUCGUGGCGGGCUGGGCCGGGCGGUUCCCGCGACGCUUGCGUGCACCGGAGGACGCGGCAGCCAGCAUGAGGCGGAGAUUGACUUGACAGUGUCCAGUGGAUCAACAGUCAUCCCACUGGCCUCUUCGUUGAGAGGGGAUCAUCGCAUGUAGGGAAGCAUGGAGGAGAAUAAGAAAGAGACAAUAAAUCAAGCUCAUGUCCUCUUUGACCAGUUCGUUCAGGCCACUACUUGUAAGGGAACUCUCAAGGCCUUCCAAGAACUCUGUGACCACCUGGAACUGAAGCCUAAAGACUACCGCUCUUUUUAUCACAAGCUCAAGUCCAAGCUUAACUACUGGAAGGCCAAAGCCCUCUGGGCAAAGCUGGACAAACGGGGGAGUCACAAAGACUACAAAAAGGGAAAAGCUUGCACUAACACCAAGUGUCUCAUCAUUGGAGCUGGUCCUUGUGGUCUUCGCACAGCCAUCGACUUAUCCUUAUUGGGAGCCAAGGUAAUUGUUAUUGAGAAACGAGAUGCUUUCUCGAGAAACAAUGUCUUACAUCUCUGGCCAUUCACCAUACAUGAUCUGAGAGGACUGGGUGCCAAGAAGUUUUAUGGGAAGUUCUGUGCUGGAGCUAUCGACCACAUCAGUAUCCGUCAGCUCCAACUAAUACUUUUGAAAGUAGCCCUGAUCCUAGGCAUUGAAAUCCAUGUAAAUGUGGAAUUCCAAGGACUUGUACAACCACCAGAAGACCAAGAAAAUGAACGAAUAGGUUGGCGGGCACUGGUACAUCCCAAAACCCAUCCUGUAUCAGAAUAUGAAUUUGAGGUGAUCAUUGGAGGGGACGGUCGUAGAAACACCUUGGAAGGAUUUCGUCGGAAGGAAUUCCGUGGCAAAUUGGCCAUUGCCAUUACAGCAAAUUUUAUCAACCGAAAUACAACAGCAGAAGCCAAAGUGGAGGAGAUCAGUGGUGUGGCUUUUAUAUUCAACCAAAAAUUUUUCCAAGAGCUGAGGGAAGCCACAGGCAUUGACUUAGAAAACAUUGUUUAUUACAAAGAUGACACACAUUAUUUUGUUAUGACAGCCAAAAAGCAGAGUUUAUUGGACAAAGGGGUGAUACUACAUGAUUAUACUGACACAGAGCUCUUGCUUUCCCGAGAGAAUGUGGAUCAAGAAGCACUGCUGAACUAUGCCAGGGAGGCAGCGGACUUCUCCACCCAGCAACAGCUGCCAUCCCUGGAUUUUGCCAUCAAUCACUAUGGCCAGCCAGAUGUGGCCAUGUUUGACUUCACUUGUAUGUAUGCUUCUGAGAAUGCUGCUUUAGUGCGGGAGCAGAAUGGACACCAGCUGUUAGUUGCUCUAGUUGGGGACAGCCUUCUAGAGCCGUUUUGGCCCAUGGGAACAGGAAUAGCCCGGGGCUUUCUAGCUGCUAUGGACUCUGCUUGGAUGGUUCGAAGUUGGUCUCUAGGAGGAAGUCCUCUGGAAGUCCUGGCGGAGAGGGAAAGUAUUUAUAGGUUGCUGCCUCAAACCACCCCUGAGAAUGUGAGUAAAAAUUUCAGCCAAUACAGCAUUGACCCUGUCACCAGGUAUCCAAAUAUCAAUGUCAACUUCCUCCGACCAAGCCAGGUACGCCAUUUAUAUGAUACCGGAGAAACAAAUAUUCAUUUGGAAAUGGAAAAUCUGGUAAAUUCUAGAACUACCCCAAAGCUGACUCGCAAUGAAUCCGUAGCUCGUUCAAGCAAACUCCUGGGUUGGUGCCAAAGGCAGACAGAUGGCUAUGCAGGGGUAAAUGUGACAGAUCUCACCAUGUCUUGGAAAAGUGGCCUGGCCCUGUGUGCAAUUAUCCACAGAUACCGCCCUGAUCUGAUAGAUUUUGAUUCUUUGGAUGAGCAAAAUGUGGAGACCAAUAACCAGCUGGCCUUUGAUACUGCAGAAAAGGAACUGGGCAUUUCUCCCAUAAUGACAGGCAAAGAAAUGGCCUCUGUGGGUGAGCCUGACAAGCUGUCCAUGGUGAUGUACCUGACUCAGUUCUAUGAGAUGUUCAAAGACUCCCUUCCCUCCAGCGAUGCCUUGGAUCUGAAUGCUGAGGAGAAAGCAGCAGUCCUGAUAGCCAGCACUAAAUCUCCCAUCUCCUUUUUAAGCAAACUGGGGCAGACCAUCUCUCGGAAGCGUUCUCCUAAGGAUAAAAAGGAAAAGGACUCAGAUGGUGCUGGAAAGAGGAGAAAGACUAGUCAAUCAGAAGAGGAGGAAGCACCCCGGGCCUGCAGACCAGGAAGAGCCACACUGGUGAGCACACUCACUGAUCGACGCAUGGAUGUAGCACUUGGCAACCAGAAUAAAGUGAAGUACAUGGCAACCCAGCUGCUGGCGAAAUUCGAAGAGAAUGCACCCCCACAGUCCCCUGGUGUGAGGAGACAGGGUUCCAUAAAGAAGGAGUUCCCGCAGAAUCUGGGAGGCAGUGACACAUGCUACUUUUGCCAAAAGAGAGUCUAUGUGAUGGAGAGACUAAGUGCAGAGGGCAAGUUCUUCCACCGGAGCUGCUUCAAAUGCGAGUACUGUGCCACCACCCUGCGUCUCUCAGCCUAUGCCUAUGACAUCGAGGACGGUAAAUUUUACUGCAAACCACACUACUGUUACCGACUUUCUGGAUCAGCGCAGAGGAAGAGACCGGCAGUGGCUGCUCUCUCUGGGAAGGAGGCAAGAGGACCCCUGCAGGAUGGCCCUACUACUGAUACAAAUGGACGGGCCAGUACCCUUGCCAACCCCACUGAGAGAACUCCAGGUUCAAGUGUGAAUGGCUUGGAGGAACCCAGCAUUGCCAAGAGGCUAAGGGGCACCCCUGAAAGGAUCGAACUGGAGAACUACCGCCUCUCUGUGAAGCAGGUGGAAGAACUGGAGGAGGUGCCUGAGGAGACACAGGCCGAGCACAACCUGAGCAGCGUGCUGGACAAGGGCACAGAGGAGGACAUUGACAGCAGUAGCUCUGAGUCCGAGAUGGAGGAGGAGGAGGAGGAAGAAGAAGAAGAGCAAGAGGAAGAGGAGGAGCUGCAGCUGCCCACCUCAGACCUGGGAGGUGUUCCUUGGAAGGAGGCUGUGAGAAUCCAUGCUCUCUUGAGAGGAAAGAGUGAAGAGAAUCUUGAGGCUUCUAAGAGCUAUGAGCCUGGGAAUGAAGAGGAGGAGGAGGAGGAAGGAGAGGAGGAAGAAGAAGAGGAAUCUAGUGAAGAGGGGGAGUAUUGCCCCUGGGUCAGAGAACUCCAGCAAAGCCGGUGGCUCCAGCUCACCUUAUGGAAAGAAGAUCCGGGUACAUGUAAAGCUGGGAGUCAGAGAUUCCAGCAGAUCAUAAAUACAACUGAUCCACUGGAGAUUCAGGCUGACGUGCACUGGACGCAUAUUCGUGAGAAAGAGGAGGAGGAGAGAAUGGAACCAACCUCUGUGUCCUCUUUUUCUAGAGUUCCAUUUGAUGAGAAUGAUGUGGAAGAAGAUGUGGACUCAGAGCCAGCAGAAAUAGAAGAGGAGGCAGCUGAAAAUGGGGACACAGGGGACACUGGUGCUGAGCUGGAUGAUGAUCAGCACUGGUCUGAUGACAUCCCAUCAGAAGCAGAAGCUGAAUCUCUGUGGCACCAGAAAGAGGGUCAGGUGGAGCUGGAACUGAGAGUAUCAGAAGAGGAGGAGGAACAACCACCCACCAUCCCAAAGUGCCAAGAAAAAGGCCCCUCCUGUAUUUCCAGCCCUUGCCAAUCACCUGAGCAGGAGAAAGCUGAUCAGUUCACCCCAGUUUACCACCUGGAAGCAGAGGAGGCCCGGAUCCCAGCCAUCUCUGCUGCCACCAAGCUGCAGUCACCUGAGGAAUGCCUUUUCCCUCAGCCUUUGUUCACCAAAGAGAAGCCUGAGGUGGGAGCCCCUGUCAGUCAGAAGACCAUGAACUCUCCCAUCCGAUCUCAGCCUGUGUCUCUGCCAGAAGCAGGAAGCCCUACCGCCCUGACUUUGUCACAGUGCUUACCACCACUGGCCACCUCCGCUGACCUCUCUACCCAGAGACCCAUUUGCUCCCAGCCUCAGUCUUCUGCUGAGACCUCCGUUCCUCCCCCCACAGUGUCUCCUAUACGUUUCCAGCCUGUUCCCGUUAAGACCUCCACACCCCUCACCCACCUCCCCAUGAAGAACCAAGGGGACACUAAGCAGAGACUGGGCAGCCCUCUUGUGGACGAGGAUCUGAAACGGAGUGACCUGGUGGCAGAGUUCUGGAUGAAGAGUGCAGAAAUCCGCCGUAGCCUUGGGCUCACACCUGUAGAUAGGGGCAAGGAGCCUGAGCCCAGCAUCCAGUCCCCUGCACUGAAACCAGUGUCCCUAAGAUCCUGCUCUAUUGAGCAGGUACCUCAGGGCGAUGGGCUCCAUCUUCUGAAACCCUUACAUGCCCCUAAGAAGCUGAGCCUACCCAAAUCGGAUGGUGAAUCUCCAUCCCCAUCGACCCCUAAGUCUCCAUCAGACCGAGAGCUGAAGCUCUCCCACGAGGAGAGGAGGGGCCUGUCUAGCAGCUCUGGGCUGGGCCUGCAUGGCAGCUCGUCCAACAUGAGGACUUUGGGCAGCCAGAGCUUCAACACCUCGGACUCCACCAUGCUCACCCCACCUUCAAGCCCUCCUCCACCCCCGCCCCAGGACGAGGAGCCUGCAACCCUUCGCAGGAAGCCAUAUCAGGCACCUGGGCAGAAGGAAGUAGACCUCAAGGCCUCGGUGCUUCCACCCUCUACCCCUGCCCCCUUCAUGCGGCCCCCUCGAGAUCCUGCCCAGCCCCCCCGGGAGGAGAUACGGAAGUCAUUUGUGGAGAGUGUGGAUGAGAUUCCUUUUGCUGAUGAUGUAGAGGACACAUAUGAUGAGCAGACAGAGGACUCAAGUCUGCAAGAGAAGUUCUUCACCCCACCCUCCUGCUGGCCCCACUCUGAAAAGCCCUUGCACCACCCCCCAGCCAGGGAGAAUGGAAGGCUGCCUGCUCUGGAGAGAGGGGCACCGCUGCAGAGGAGGGGGCUGCCUGCUGUCUCUCCAGAAGCCAAGGAGGUGGCUGAGGAGCGCAUGCGAGCCAGGGAAAAGUCUGUCAAGAGCCAGGCAUUGAGAGAUGCUCUGGCCAAGCAGCUAAGCAGGAUGAAGGACAUGGAGGCAGUUGGAACUUCCAGGCACCCAGGAGGCACCUCCCACAGAGCCUCUUCGAUGCCUUCCAGAGGCAAAGAACUUGGCCUCGAGUCCCCAAAACACACAGUGCUCAUAGGCUCCAAAGACUCCUCCACCCUUAAGCAUGAAGCCACGAGUGAGGAGAUCUUAUCGCCUCCUUCGGAUUCAGGGGGCCCAGAGGGUUCCAUCACCUCUUCUGAGGGCUCCAGUGGAAAGAGCAAAAAGAGAUCGUCCCUCUUCUCCCCUCGAAGAACCAAAAAAGAGAAGAAGCCCAAAGAAGAAAGACGACUCCCCGAGAAGCCCAGCCCCAAACUCCUAGAAGAAGCUGCUACCAAGCCCAGGUCCCUGUGGAAGUCAGUCUUCUCUGGGUACAGGAAGGAUAAGAAGAAGAAGGGGGAUGAUAAGUCCUGCUCCAGUACACCUUCCAGUGGUGUCACAGUGAACUCUGGCACACAUCGGAUCUCUCCCAUCGUGAGAGCAGAACUGCAACUCCGACGCCAGUUGAGUUUCUCUGAGGACUCUGACCUGUCCAGUGAUGACAUCCUUGAGCGGUCUUCCCAGAAGUCCAAGCGAGAGCCAAGAACCUACACAGAGGAAGAAUUAAACUCCAAGCUGACCCGGCGUGUGCAGAAGGCAGCCCGGAGACAAGCCAAGCAAGAAGAACUUAAACGGCUACACCGAGCCCAGAUUAUUCAACGGCAGCUGGAGCAGGUGGAAGAGAAGCAGAGGCAGCUGGAAGAAAGAGGGGUUGCGGUGGAGAAGGCGCUCCGUGGGGAAGCAGACUAUUGGGGAGAGUCUUAUUACAGUGACCUCAUCGACUUGCAUCUGGGUGGCAUGGGUAAGAAGGAUGACCCCAAGCUGAUGCAGGAGUGGUUCAAAUUGGUGCAAGAGAAAAAUGCUAUGGUGCGCUACGAGUCGGAACUGAUGAUCUUUGCCCGGGAGCUGGAGCUGGAAGACCGGCAGAGCCGCCUGCAGCAGGAGCUGCGAGAGCGGAUGGCAGUGGAAGAUCACUUGAAGACUGAGGAGGAGUUGUCAGAGGAGAAGAAGAUACUGAAUGAAAUGCUGGAGGUGGUAGAGCAGAGGGAUGCUCUGGUGGCCCUGCUGGAGGAGCAGCGGCUUCGGGAGAAGGAGGAGGACAAGGACCUGGAAGCUGUCAUGCUGUCUAAGGGCUUCAGCCUGAACUGGUCCUGAGCACCCAUUCCCAGACUAACUGGCUACACCGUGGUCUUGAUCUGACCUGGCUGGAUUAUCCCAGACCCCCAGCCUGUACCCCUAGCAGGCCUGCCACCUCCUGGAAGUUUGCACUUGUGCAUAUGUGCCUCUUGUAGACACGAGCACACUACAUCACUGCUAUGGUGGCCCUGAGUAAAGAUGAUUAUCAAGGUAAAUAACCUCCUUGGAGAGGUCCAGCAUACCCUCCCACUCAGAACGGGGGGAGUGUUUAACUCAAGAUGGAGAGAAAGAAAAUCACCCCUGCCACCCAACAAGGAUAAGCAUGCAGGAGCCGUGGGCUUUUCUGUGCUCCUUGAAGCACCACCAAAGGAGCACCCAGGAAAGCAAGAUGUGAGUCCAGCCCCAGAAACUCACUGUGGCUGAUCAGGGCAGUGCCUGGCCCAGCAUGCCUCACAGAAGAAGCUUGGGGAGGCUCCUGAACACAUGCAAUCGGGAGAUCCAGGAAGGCUGUUUUCCAACCCUAGCCACAGACUGGACUCCAGUGGUCAAAUGCACAGGUUUCUUUGGAACUGGCCUGAGGCCUGUAGAUUGCUGCAUUGUGCUUUUAAUUCACAACCAUUUCGACACUGGAAAAUACUGACUUUGGGGGACAAGGUUGAGGCUCCUUAUUUUAAGCUCCAGUUGACAGAGGCACUGUCACUGGCACUUCACAUCAGCUCAGGAGAUCAGCCUUAUCCUUGACAUUUUUCCUAUGUUUGCACAUUGAAAUGAAGCUGACAGCCUGAUAAGAUGUUCAGCCACUUUGUACCCUUACUGUCAAUUUAACUUAUUUUUUUAAUACUUGAACAAAAGCAACUUCGGUUUUUUUUUUAUCUUUACUAGAGACACUGACCACCCAGCACCAGGUAUAGGAGCAGCAGAGAUAUCUGCUGAAUCCCGCACCGCACCACCUGUAAACACUUAUUAUAUUCACCUAUUUAUUAGCCCUUUUCAUAGUGUUACUGACCCAGCUGGCAUCUGAGACCCUGCACAGGUCCUUGCGCAUAUUUCUCUGUCCCCUCCUGUGCUGUGUCCCACUCCCUCCUUCACCCACAUCCCACUCUGCCACCAAACUCACCUGCACUGCCCAUUUGUCCAGGAUAUGUUGUAGGCCUGGGGGAGGCUACUGACCUCUCCUUGUUGUAGUCUGGAUCUGCAGAACUCUUUUUUUCCCCUUCAGUUUCAGUGCCAGGGUUUCAUCUCCCAUGAUAUUGAUUAAAAGAACUAUAGAGGGCAGGCUGAGACAGUUUGCAAUGGGGUCUUGUAAUCUGUGUAGCUGCUGAGAACUCCAGCCAGCCAGCCUUGGUUCCUACCAGGUAGGAAGGCCUAUGCUGUAGCCAGUGUUGGGAUCCAGAUUAGUCUGAAAGAUGAGCCCCCAUUGAUGACCCCAGCCUUCUUUCCAAAGUGAUGAAACCUUCCUGUCUCCAGAUCUUCAUGGGAAGAUGGAGUGCUAAGCACUAUGUAACUAGCUCCUUGAGCCAAACUCUUCACUUCUCAUGAUUUAUCCAAAGCCUCGCUGACCAUAGUCAGAGCCACUGUGUGAGAAAAUCCAGAGGCGGGGAAGAGCCAGGCUUGUCCACAGAAUUAGUGCAUGGUCAGCCUGCUGAGAAGCCCUUCAGUGGGUGGCCAGUCGAGAAGCACCUUCCAAUUCAUUCCUGUGGGAAGGGGCCAGAGAGAGAGAACAGGCCUGGAAAUUCUUUAAAGGAAAGACAGAUCAGCCUUGGAACUUCCAUUGGGAACCACUUUGUGCCUCAAGUUGAACAUUCAUUCUAACUACAAAGGUGUAAAGAACCUUAUUCUUCACUUUGUCAAAGCUGCCAUGUCUCUCCUGUGCGGUCCAGGAAAUGUGCUGCUUCCCACCAUCGUGAAUGAAGCUCUAAGCUCUAACUGACUUCAGUUCUCUGAUGAGUAAAUCUUCAUGUUUUUAUUCUCUUAAAAGAUUGAAGAGGAAGGUACUCUUGAUUUCAUCUUUUCACCCCAACCUUCUAAUUAAAUUGAAUCAGGACCAGAUCUUCCUCGCCUGGGUGGCCUUUUUCCCCACUCUGCCACUUCUCGGCUAUCGCUGUCAUCGGCCAAAUCUUGGAAAACUGUCUUCAUCCUUUACAAAUCCCAGAAAAAGGAAGCCGCAGUGCUCUGCAGAGGUGGCCAAAUUAGCCACCUAGUUUCUAGCACCUCUGUCCUUCCAAAGCACAUACUGCAACCUGCAGCUACUAACAGGAGAGCUGAAGGAAAACAAUAGAGAAGUCUCAAAAGUUCACAAACCUGCAGAAUGUUCCCCAGCUUUGCCCUCCCCACUUUUCUCAGACUUCAAGUUUCAGUGAAGCACUUUCUUUUUUCAACUUCUUUUUUAUAACCACUAUGUUGCAGUGUGAGUGCUCCCUUAAUGUGCUGCAUGAAGUGUUCUCCAACUCUACAAAUGCAUGCAGCUCCAGGCAUAUUUUCUCCCCAAGAGUUAAGGUUUCCUGGGGCCAGAGUGAUAGCACUGUGGAUAGAGCAAUUGUCUUGCACGCAGGUUUGACCCCCAGUAUCCCAUAUGGCCCCCAAGCCCACCAGGAGUAAUUUCUGAGCACAGAGCCAGGAGUAACCCCUGAGAACUGUAGGGUGUGCCCCCCCCCAAAAAAAAGUUAAGGUUCCUAGAAAACAGAGGGAGCCAGAGUGAGAUUUGAAAUGCCUAAGUUUGCGUGAUUGCAAUCAUAAAGCAGGUAUCACAGGGAAUGAGGGUCCGCGUCACAGAGAGCAGCCUGAGAUGGAGUGCUGGCAAAUCCAAAACCCUGCCUAAGUGGUGUUUUGAACCCUUUGUUCCCAGGAAUCAUCUUUCAGCUAGUUUAAUCAUCAGUGACAUACUACUCUUUAUCCUUCUCAAACAAGAAUUUUUUUUUCAGCCUGGCAGGAAGAAGAGAGUUUUAAAGAAACAUUUUUAAAGGUGGUAACAAUUGACCUUCAAAGGGGAAUUGAACGUUUUAUGCGCAAUUAAAUUUUUUUAAAA